Messenger RNA from Notodromas monacha, 820 nucleotides. The record is from the annotation of a GenBank genome assembly. Lineage: Eukaryota; Metazoa; Arthropoda; Ostracoda; Podocopida; Cyprididae.
AUUUAUGCGUUUUAUUUUUCAGCGAGAGGCUUGAGGUUUUCAGAGAAAAAUGUCAGCUCCGAACGCGGUUUUCAUGAGUGCCUCUCCGAAUCACUCCCCGAAACAUUUCCUGCGAUAUUUUUUUGAAGAAGAUAAAAUACCGGAACCCAUAAAAACGGACGUUCACGAUUGCAUGGAAAAGUUUCCGUAUUUGCUGAGUAACAAAUACUACGAAGCAACCAUAAACCUGUGUUUAGCUCAUGAGAAGAAUCUCGUUGGAGCAGAUUUUGCCGAGAGUGUUGAAGCUGUCAUCCUUCACUUUGACAGCACGUCGACUCAUGGUUUGAAGAACGCUGAAGACUGGCUGCCAUUCGUUCAAGCCUGGGAACCCAGUGUUUGCAUUUUGUCUUGCGGCUCGUGUUCUAGUGAAAAUGUUGUUUCCGGAAUUUCCCGGCUGAGAGGUCGCGUUCUUACCACGUAUCUCGUACCAAAACUUGACCAGCUUAACCUUGGGUUACGUCCUUCGCUGCUACUACUCGACGAUGAUGAUGAUGAAAAUGUUCCUUUUGGCAAUGCGCGUGGACCUGGUAGAAUCCUGGCCGCUUUGAAUGCCCACACUUGGUCAAACCUAGUUUUGAAGGAGGAGUCAGAAGACGAGGAAGAAGGUGGCGAAAGUUUCGAAGAUCUUUUCCAAAAUUUCGCCGCGAUGAAAGCCAAGUGUGAUUCCUUAUCGUCGGACGAACGAAAGAAGUACGCGGAAGAAAUCGCCGUCGCCUUUUGGCGUGCCAUGUCCGGAGACGAAGAAGAAGUCACUGGAUUGGACUCUGAACCUGAAACUUGA